Lactuca saligna is the source of this 828-nucleotide messenger RNA. The record is from the annotation of a GenBank genome assembly. Lineage: Eukaryota; Viridiplantae; Streptophyta; Magnoliopsida; Asterales; Asteraceae.
AUGAGUUCUUCCCCUCUUGUGGGAUUAGGGAGUGGAGUUUUCAUUGUGGUGCAAGGUGCUUUAAAAGUUGUAUCAUGCAAAUUGGCAAAACAUGAGAAAGCAUGCAUAGACAAUCAACAGACGUUUAUACCUUUUGCAUUUGAUAUUUUUGACGAGCAUUCAGCACUUAAAGCGGGAUUAAGAAAAGUUAAGAUCUUCAAGGAGUACGUCUCGAUUAAAAGAUGCAAAAAAGCCUCCAGCAAGGAUGAUAAUGAAAUUAGCGAAAGCAGGAGUGACGAAGGUGACUAUUCCAAUUCCAAUUCCAAUCUUGUUGACUCUGAAUCAGGUGAUGAUUACGAUGAGAGUGAGCGUUACUCACCGGAAAAUGACCUGACCGCUUCGAGUUCUGAACAGAGUAUAACUCAGAUUUUGAAACGCAGCAUCUUACCAUGGAAGAAGAGGAAAUUAAAUUUCAAAUCACCACCGAAGGGAGAACCGUUGUUAAAGAAAGAUUACGGUGAAGAAAGUGGAUAUGAUAUUGAUUUUGACCGGCGGCAACUCAGCUCCGAUGAGUCUCUAGUUAACCUACCUCAGGUAAUUCUUCCGGCUUUUGAGUUUGGGGACGACAGUUUUGUAAUCAGGAAUUGGGAACAGAGGGAGAUAAUCUUCGGGCUUCGAUGUGUUGACAGAAUAUUUUUUGGGACAUGCUUUUUGCAUUCAGAAGCAAGAACCAAGUUUACCAUCUCUAGUAGUGUUCUUUGGCAAGAAAACAGAAUUGGAUCUGGAGCACAUUGUGAUUUAAGGGAAAGAAAACAUAAACGUGUGGUACAAUUCUUGAGAUUGAUAUGA